This is a messenger RNA of Fundulus heteroclitus (mummichog), 2797 nucleotides long. Its product is annotated as sorting nexin-18. The record is from RefSeq and is a predicted model, not a curated record. Gene Ontology annotation, cellular component: cytoplasmic vesicle; plasma membrane. Gene Ontology annotation, molecular function: protein binding; phosphatidylinositol binding. The transcript is spliced from 4 exons. NCBI's taxonomy places the organism in Eukaryota, Metazoa, Chordata, Actinopteri, Cyprinodontiformes, Fundulidae. The coding region runs from base 479 to 2176 and encodes 565 amino acids. Gene Ontology annotation, biological process: mitotic cell cycle; cleavage furrow formation; endocytosis.
CUGCAGCCUUUAACCCGCCAGCAUCCCGGAGGAACUUCACCCACCCUGGUUUUUAUCGGCAGCAAAAAAAAUCAGCCGCUUUCUCAGCCCUCGCAGAUUUGUCAGCUCUCAGCUCCGAUCGAUCGUUUUCAGCUCAUAAAGGAUGGGCGGGUUUUUUUCUUCUUUUUCUUCUUUUGCUCCGGUGACGUCUAAGAUCUGCGGAGGAACAGAUGAUAUUUGAACCCACGGAAAGGAGCGGAAAGAGGGAGAGAGGAGGUGGGUGUUGGACACAAGGCUGUUUUGUCUUCUCUUAGUGUUUCCUGACUUAUUGUUGCGCUUGGAUCAGAGCAAAUAAAGCCGCAAAGUGAAGCUUUUUUUUUUUUUUUUUUUUUUAAAUCUCAUGACCAUUUUAAGCAGGAUCUUUCUUUUUGUUUAAAAAAACUUUGAUCGGAAAGUUUUUCAGGCAACUCUCUUGCACGACUUUAGAUCUGAAGGUAACAUGAGUAAAUGUGAAACGAUGGCACUGAAAGCCAAGGUACUGUAUGACUUCCACGGCGAAAACCCAGGAGAGAUCUCCAUAGCGGAGAACGAGCUGGUGACACUGUUCAGUGAGGAGGAGCUGGAGGGCUGGCUGGAGGGGGAGAACAGCAGGGGGGAGGUCGGCCUCUUCCCUGCCUCCUACGUUGACAUCAUCAGAGACCAAGUCACCUCCGGCACGGGCAACAACGGCGUCGCCUCGCCCAAAGCCAUAACCCAGUCCCCCAGCCACAGCUCGUACGCGUCCCCCGAUUCCCACUCCCAGAGGAGGUUCAAGGUUAGCAGCGGUGGGGGGAGCAGCUUCAACACCAGCCAGGGCAGCGAUGACGACUGGGACGACGACUGGGACGACAGCUCUCCUGCUCAGUACGGGCCUCAGGGUUUCGGCACCUCCCCUCCCCUGUACCCGGUCACCACCUCCUUGCCCGGCCGGGGGAGCGGCCACCAGCACCAGCAGCAUCAGCAGCAGCAGCAGGCCAAGAGCUCGGCAACGGUGGGGAGGAACCUCAACAGGUUCUCCACCUUCGUCAAGUCCGGAGGAGAGGCCUUCCUGCUCGGGGAGGCCUCGGCGUUUGUCAAGGACGGGGACAGGAUCUGCGUGGUGAUGGGCAAGUUCGGACCCGAGUGGCAGGAGGACCCGUAUCCGUUCACGUGCACCAUCGACGACCCCACGAGGCAGACCAAGUUCAAAGGGAUGAAGAGCUACAUGUCGUACGGCCUUACCCCGACGCACACCAACGUGCAGGUGAACCGCAGGUACAAGCACUUUGACUGGCUCUACGGCCGGCUCGUGGAGCGUUUCCCCGUCAUCUCGGUGCCCCACCUGCCGGAGAAGCAGGCCACGGGGCGCUUCGAGGAGGACUUCAUCUCCAAGAGGCGGAAGGGCCUGAUCUGGUGGAUGAACCACAUGACGAGCCACCCCGUCCUGGCCCACUGCGACGUCUUCCAGCACUUCUUGACGUGCGGCGCGGACGAGAAAGCCUGGAAAAUGGGCAAGAGGAAGGCCGAGAGGGACGACCUGGUCGGGGCGAACUUCUUCCUGACCAUCAGCACGCCGGUCGUCCCUCUGGACCUGCCGGAAGUCGAGAGCAAGAUCGAGGGCUUUAAGAGCUUCACCAAGAAAAUGGACGAGAACAUUGUUGUGGUGAACUCGUCCAUCAACGAGUUCGCCCGCAAACAGAUAACGGGCUUCAAGAAGGAGUACCAGAAGGUCGGGCAGUCCUUCAAGCAUCUGGCGCAGGCGUUCGAGCUGGACCAGCAGGUCUACUCGGCAGGCCUGAACAAAGCCAUCUCCUACACCGGCGAGGCCUACGAGGCCAUAGGGGAGUAUUUUGCAGAGCAGCCGCGCCAGGACCUAGAACCCAUUUCUGAUCUGCUGGACCUUUACAGAGGACAUCUGUCCAAUUUCCCUGACAUCAUCCAUGUGCAGAAAGGUGCUCUGACUAAAGUGAAAGAUUGUCCAAAGAAGGAGGGCGAGCUCCACGAUCGCUGCAACAUCAUAUCCUGUGCCACACUAGCAGAAAUCCAGCACUUCCACCGCACACGCGUGCGGGACUUCCGCUUGCAGAUGCAGCACCACCUGCGCCAGCAGAUCAGCUUCUUCCAGAAGAUCACCGCCAAGCUAGAGGACGCCUUGCAGAAAUACGACGACGACCAAUAGGACAGGACAAAGCGAGGAAAGAGGUCGAGAGGGCUUGCCAAAAGGAGAUGGAAAGAAACUCGAGCACAGAAUCAAAGGAUUAAUGAUUUCAUCCUUUGGUAACAUCUUACAAUAUUUUAAAUGAAAGAGAAAAACUUUAUUAUGUGAUGAAUCUUUCAUCUGGCAUGUUGGAAGAUGUGCAUCUGCAAAAAAAAAAAAAAAAAGAAAAACUGCCAGAAGACAACUUGUGGGAUUAUCUGAGCAGUUCUGAUGAGUGUACCAGUGACAGGGAUUUUUGUGAACACUCCAUGCAACACAUAAAGCAGCUCCCGGUGUGCUGAGGCCUGCAGUUUCAAUCAGGCUUUCUGGGUCAGGUUCUCUGACUCCCCUGUUUCCUCCUGGAGGGAUGUGGGUUUUACCCAACAUAAACAUGGACAAAGGACUGCGUUUAACGUUUGUGAUCAUUAUCCCGCGUAUGUGUGUGUGUGUGUGUGUGUUUUUACUUGAAUAACCCACUCAGUAUUGUAUGAAUGUGUAGUUUUCAGAAAUUCUGACUGUGGGAAGUGGCAAAGACGACAUGUUCUUCUCCUUCAUCCCAUUUUGUAAAAGUGAAAUAAUAAAAAAAAGAUUUAUAUACUUCAA